AUGGCAACCACUCAAGAUAAUACUGGUUGCACUGUUGCAGAAUUGAAUAACAUUCUACAUCCGCCGUCAACCGGAUAUUUCCAGUUACCAACGGAAGACCAUAAUGAAGUAUGGCCACGACUUUAUAUUGGUAAUGGUUCUUUUGCCUUGGAUAGACCUAGUUUACAAUCAGUUGGUAUAACACAUGUAUUAAAUGUUGCACAGGGAGAAUCUCUGGGUAAAGUGAACACUGAUGCACAAUUCUAUAAGAGUGUUGGAAUAAAGUUCAAGGGGAUAAAAGCAGAUGAUGUCAGUACUUUUAAUCUUAGUCGGUUCUGGGAAGAAACUGGUAAAUUUAUUCACAAAGCACUGAAUGAUAACGGAAAGGUACUGGUCCACUGUUACAUGGGAUUCAGCCGAGCAGCUAGUACAACUAUAGCAUACCUAAUGUUGUAUCAUAACAUGUCGGCACAAGAAGCAACACGGACAGUAAAACAGAAACGAAAUAUUGGUCCAAAUGAAGGAUUUUUGCAACAACUUUGUGAAUUAGAUAAGAAAUUGAUGGGGAAACGAAAGCAUAAAAUGUGAAAAAAUACAACAGUACAUAAGC
Molecule: messenger RNA, 589 nt
Organism: Saccoglossus kowalevskii
Lineage: Eukaryota; Metazoa; Hemichordata; Enteropneusta; Harrimaniidae
Product: dual specificity protein phosphatase 3-like
Biological process (GO): protein dephosphorylation; negative regulation of MAPK cascade
Cellular component (GO): cytoplasm
Molecular function (GO): protein tyrosine/serine/threonine phosphatase activity; MAP kinase phosphatase activity
Source: RefSeq, a predicted model, not a curated record